CUCCACACACCGCUGAGAGGAAACUAACGCUCUGACGGCAACAACAACACUACACUACACAGGUCCUGGAGAGACGGUAGAUUGCAGCCAAUCACCUUCUGAGCAGGGCGGAUGAUACGCUGCAGUCUGCCCUUGUCCUUAGCAGUGCUCAGUCCUCUACAGACUAAAAAGGAUGGACGAUGUCCCUCUGAAGGUGCCACAGAGUGUUUCACAGGAAGUCAAAGAAGACGUGGAAGUUAUUGUCCCUGAUUAUCUGAGCACACUGCAGGAUACAGAGUACGACUUCCAUCUGGAGAACUGGGUACUAACUGGGCUGCAGAGCGGCUUCAUCAGCCAGCAUCGGCCGCAGCUCUCCUCAUCAGGACUGCAGCCAUCUUGUCCGCCAUACUGGAUGAUGUUCAGCAGCCCGCAGCAGAGCCGCCUGGCCAGCCGCCACUGUUCCGACUACUGGGAGCCCAAUCCUCGCCAGCGCUCCCACAGCCUCAACCCCGCCGUACUGCGCACUAAGCUGGCCAUCUCAGACUCGGAAGAUGAGGGAGAAAGCGCUGCAGAGAAAGCCACGAUCCUUUUUUCGGUGAAAGGCGGUUCUGGUGGGGAGCGUCCUGCUGCUUUAUGUCAACAUGCUCAGAGGAGAGCACAGAGAGCCUUCGUCCCAGACCUCCUGCACCCCCCGGCCUGCCUCAGCAGCCUGCCACACCAGCGCAGGAAGAACCUACGACAGGGCUCCCUGUCAGGGCUGGACACGUCCCGACAACUUGAUCCCAACACAGACAGCCAAUCCAAGAGCCCGACCUCACGCAGGACCCCCACUACCAGAGCCAAUACCGUCGAUGGGCUGCCCAGCACCUACAGCCACGCCACAGCACACACGCCUCUUGGCCCAGACUGCUGUAGUACCCCCCCUGCAGGCCUCCGCCCCCUGGGUCUCCGCUCCCGUGGUUCCGACUCGUCAGCAGAGCUGCUGUCAGCUCUGAGCCCCGAGGAGAGAGAGCUGCUGGGGGCCAUUACUGCCCGGGGUUACCCCCUCCGUACUGCCAUCAUCGCCCUGCAGAGGGCAGGCCAGAGCCAGGAUCAGGUCUUGAGCUACCUGGUGGCAUGUGACCAUCUCUGUCAGCUGGGUUAUGACAUGGCUCUGGUAGAAGAGGCUCUGGAGAUGUUUCAAAACUGUGAAACAAAGGCAAAGGAGUUCCUUCAUCUGCUGAGUCAGUUCAAUGAGAUGGGCUUCCAGCAGAACGCCAUCAAAGAAGUGCUGCUGGUGCAUGAAAACCACCGAGAGCGUGCGCUGGAGGAGCUGAUGAUGCGUGUGGCGUGAUCAGCACACACACACACACGCAUGCACACACACAGAGCUAAUCGUGUUAUUUACUAUAGGAGAAUAUGAACAGCCUGUUGAUAAGGCACAGAGAGAGAGUAAACACAUUAAUAUUAUUAGAGCUGGAGAUGGACGUGGCCUUCACUCAGGGAAAGUAUUUUGUUGAUAUAUUACAUUAUAUGGAUGAUGAUGAUGAUGAUGAUGAUGUGCAGUUUGGUUCCUGUUUGUUAACAAUGUCUGAAAGUGGCUGAACUUGUGUGAUCUGUGUAUCUGAGUAGUUGUA
Messenger RNA from Perca flavescens (yellow perch), 1595 nucleotides. RefSeq names its product ubiquitin associated protein 1-like b (gene ubap1lb). Bases 173 to 1312 code for a protein of 379 amino acids. Gene Ontology annotation, biological process: ubiquitin-dependent protein catabolic process via the multivesicular body sorting pathway. The transcript is spliced from 7 exons. NCBI's taxonomy places the organism in Eukaryota, Metazoa, Chordata, Actinopteri, Perciformes, Percidae. The record is from RefSeq and is a predicted model, not a curated record. Gene Ontology annotation, molecular function: ubiquitin binding. Gene Ontology annotation, cellular component: ESCRT I complex.